Molecule: messenger RNA, 2356 nt
Organism: Mugil cephalus (flathead mullet)
Lineage: Eukaryota; Metazoa; Chordata; Actinopteri; Mugiliformes; Mugilidae
Gene: lrmda
Product: leucine rich melanocyte differentiation associated
Exons: 7
Coding region: 264-977 (237 amino acids)
Biological process (GO): melanocyte differentiation
Molecular function (GO): protein binding
Source: RefSeq, a predicted model, not a curated record
CAAGAUGGCGCCGCUGCCCGUAUCCACGGAAGACGAAAAGUAAGUGGAAACUAGCGCCAGUUUGGCCAAAGCAGGGAAGUGGCGACCCGUUGUCCUUAUUUAUAAAGUCCAUGCUUUGUAGCUGGCAGUCGACGUGGCUAGAUAAUCCUGUCAUAUAUUUGCCACCCCCAAAUGUUUCCAGGUGAAACGAGCAGAACGUCACACAACGACGCCGUCUGGACACAAGCCUGAAUGGCGAACGUGCAGUGUCCCAUAAUAUCCACAUGGAGCACUCAUGUAUGAUUAAAAACACCAUCUACCGUCAAUGGUUGCCACCUUGGAAGGGCCGCCCACAAAAUUUCAGGCAGGAGGUAACAGCUCGAGGAAACGGCCGCUAUUAUGGGUGGAACAGUGAACGCAGCACCAUACUGUUGUUAAGGUCACUGGCAGGCCUCAAAAUGUUCACUGAGCUGGAAGAGCUGGUCGUCGACAACAAUCUGCUCGGAAAUGACCUCCGGUUGCCCAGGUUACCCAACCUCCACACCCUGACACUCAAUAAGAACCAACUGACUGAUAUCGAGGCCCUGCUGGAACACUUGGCUGAUGUGACCCCGUCGCUCGAGUACCUAAGCCUGCUGGGAAAUGAGGCCUGCCCCAACCAGCUGGUCAGCCCGGAUAAGGACGAGGACGACUACCAGAGAUACAGGUACUUUGUUCUGUACAAGCUGCCAUUGUUGAAGUUCCUGGACACCAGGAAGGUGACCAGAAAAGAGGUGAUGGAGGCGCAGGCGAGAGGAGCCUUCAUGAAAGUGGUCAAGCCCAAGUCGGAAGCUCCACAUAAUGAGACCGGCUCAGAGGGUCAAGCGCUGCCGUAUACACCUCUACCUCGAGGAUCCAGGGACGCCAGGAACCACAAAGGGGUGUUCGCCAAGUGUCGCUACAUCUACUAUGGCAAGCACUCAGAAGGCAACAGAUUCAUCCGGAACGAUCAGCUCUGAUGGACGGCUCCUCCAGAGCAGACUGGGACGCUGAAUGACAGCGGGCGCCGGCUGAAGGAGAGAUGAUCAAAUCAAUCACUUAUUUAUUAAAACCACCGGUGAUAUUUGAUUCCCUUGAUCUCCCACUGAAAAAAAAAAAAAAAAGAAUGAUAAAACUUUAUGAUAAGUUACGAAGAAGAAGAAUGGUGUCUUUCUGCGAUUUUUUUUUCUUUGUUUGUUUUGUUUUUAAAGAUCAUAUUCCAGCCCUACAGUAACAGCCUCUUCCACUGAGCUGAGUCUGCCUCUGCCUCCCUGCUUGCAGCUCAGAGUCAGAAAUGACACUCCCACUGACAUGAUUGCCUCUAAGCAUCAGCAACCGCAUAACUCCAGACACACAACACAACACAACACACACACGCAAGGACAGUUUCUCUCUCUCUCUCUCUCUCUCUCUCUCUCUCUCUCUCUCUCUCUCUCACAUCCUCUCACACAGCCAGUGUCAAACACACCCAGCCAAUUGCAUCCUUUUCUUUGACAGCAAUGAUGGAUCACUUGUCCACUACUGCCACUAAUCAAGGGUGAAAGGGGUGACGGUCACACACCUGCGGCCUGACACAGACUCAUCUCUUUCAUUCUGUCUGUCUGUCCGUCCCUCACACACACACACACGCUCACACACAACGCUCACACACAUAGCUGCUGUUUAAGCAUUAAGACAUUGCUAGGGGUUUGACAACAGGGCUUAUACAUCUCCAGGAUCUUCAGUCGACACCUGGGGCAUGAUCAGCUUGGGGUCUAGUUUGGGGCCGAACGCUUGUGGCGCUUGUAUGAUUUUUAAUUGAAAGAGUUUUUUUUUUUUUUAAAUCUUGUUUACCUUGUCUUUAUACCCUGUUCUUAAAAGUCAGACAUGCCUGAUUUCCGACUCUCGUGUUUUUAUGCAAGUGCAGACAUGUCGGUACAUUUUUUUUAUUAACCAAAAAAAAAAAAAAGAUGCAACAAAUGCAAUGUUAAAACAUUCCAGUACCAGCUUUAACAAAGAACAGAGUUGUAACCAAGUAUGCGUUCCACAUAUAUUAUUAUGUAUUGUGGUGCCAUUUGCUUAUGCUGCUGUGCCUUUCUCUCUGCACGUCUUCGACCACUUCUUCAUUCCGAAAUGUCUCCAAUGUGACAUUCACUGUAACGUUGAUGCGUGAUGAAUGCUUGCGUUUUAUAAUGUUUUUAUUUUUGUUGUUGUUUUUUAAUCUGCAUGCUUCAUGAUGAUUUUUUCAUACAACAGCACAUAAAAACUUUCGAGGCGACCCUCUAAUUAGAUAUGAUGUGAUAAAAAAAAAAAGUCUGAUGUAAAACUGUGUUAUUAGCUGGAUGUUAAUAAAAAAGGAGACCCUUCUCAAAUCCAUACA